AUGGCUUCUGCCACCUUUGCGAGCAGUGAUGAACUCCAGCGACGGAAGGACAACUGGGCUGGGCCACCAUUUAAUGCUAUCUAUGCUGGUCUCGCAGCUCACUUCCAUCUCCUGGCUGGCGCGACCUUUGCCUUCACCGUGCGCGAUAGCGUCUACCCGCUAGACUUUGCGCAAUAUGAAUUCCAUAGUGGCAAUCGGCGAGACGGUUGGCCUGGGCUCUCCGAGUUCAUCUUGAGCAAGGUGAGGGACUAUCAGCAGAACCACAGUCAAAAGUUCAUCGGUUUAGCCAUGUCGACUGAGCUGUCUGAACGGUGUCCCGAGCUCUGCUCGCGCCUUUGGGCCGAGCUGGACAUCAUCCCGAUUGUUCUCCGCAAAUCGGAGGAAAACAUCAGUUGGGGUUUAUAUGAAGAUAACUUAGCAUCGAGGUCCCUGGACGAACACGCCGAGUCGAUUGCAAGGAAAUGUAUCCGAUUCUUUGGCCCUAGCCAAGUUCCUAUUCCAGAGAUCGGUAUCCAAGGCCUAGUAGAGGUUGAUGCCGCAUUCCAUGUAAAGAUGACCCGGCUUCCGGACUAUGAAAAGACCGUGGGAGCUGCGACGUGGGCGGCAAUCAACACGUACGCCAAUGAUCUAAAGAAACGCAGGAUAAAGAUAGCCUUCUUCAGCGCGACUCCGCAGGGUGGUGGUGUCGCCCUAAUGCGACAUGCCAUGGUUCGGUUUGCAAAGCUACUUGGAGUCGAUCUUAAGUGGUAUGUGCCGAAGCCCAGGCAUGGGGUCUUCCGAAUCACCAAGAACAACCAUAAUAUCCUGCAGGGUGUCGCACCUCCCGGCACGCGUUUCACACUGGAAGAUCGGAAUCUCCUCCAUGAUUGGGUCCUUGAGAAUGCGGAACGCUACUGGCUUAAAGGAACAGCGUCCCAAGCUCCGCCGUGGUUGGAGCAUCUUGGCCCCCAUGUCCAUCGGUUAUUCCAGGAAUAUGGCGCGCCGGCCCCGCCAUGGUUUCAAAAGAAUGGCCCUCUAAUGCCACCGUGGGAGGGAGGGGCUGACGUGAUCGUCGUUGACGACCCGCAGCUGCCAUGGUUGAUUCCACUCAUCAAGGAACGAACUCCGGACCGGCCGGUCAUUUUCCGUAGUCACAUCCAGAUCCGAGGCGAUCUGGUCGAUACACCGGGCACACCGCAGGCUGAGUCCUGGGAGUUCUUGUGGGAGGCAAUCAAGCAAGCAGACCUCUUUUUGAGUCAUCCCAUACGCGCCUUUGUUCCGAAAAAUGUGCCGCCAGAAAAGCUUGGAUAUCUGCCCGCAUCCACAGACUGGCUCGACGGACUGAAUAAGCCCAUGACGGACUGGUGCACCUGUUACUACGGGCGGGUUUUCAACUCGACGUGCCGGGAACGGUACAUGCCUAACAUUGCGUUUCCCGAAGAGGACUACAUUGUACAGGUUGCUCGAUUUGACCCUUCAAAAGGAAUCCAAGAUGUCCUUACGUCCUAUGAAGCGUUCCAUAGACGUCUCGUCGGGUCACUCUAUGAGGCCGCCUUGGAAUUUGUCAAGCAGCAUCUCGAGCACAUUCGGUCACUGAUCUGUAUUAUGCGUAUCGGCCCCAGUGACCAGAUGCUUCACGCUCUUUUAUCCAAGGCGAGGAUCGUCCUGCAGCUCUCCACCCGCGAAGGGUUUGAAGUUAAGGUCUCCGAGGCACUCCAUCUGGGCAAACCAGUGAUCGCAACCCUUGCCGGAGGAAUCCCGCUGCAAGUUCAACAUGGCAAGAAUGGAUUUCUGGUCGAGGUCGGCGACACCGAAGCAGUGGCUAACCAUCUCUUUGAACUGUGGAUGGACCAAGAAAUGUAUGCUCGCAUGAGCACAUACGCGGCUAGCAGUGUGAGCGACGAGGUGAGCACCGUUGGCAAUAUGCUAUCGUGGUUUUAUUUGGCGUCGAAGUUGUCGAAAGGAGUCAGCAUUCAGCCCAAUGAACGCUGGAUCAACGACAUGGCUCGUGAGGAGGCGAAUGAGCCGUAUUCUCCAGAAGAAAACAGGCUCAAGCGGGAAGUGACAUUAAGACCAGCGGAGUGA
This is a messenger RNA of Penicillium maclennaniae, 2064 nucleotides long. RefSeq lists its product as uncharacterized. The record is from RefSeq and is a predicted model, not a curated record. NCBI's taxonomy places the organism in Eukaryota, Fungi, Ascomycota, Eurotiomycetes, Eurotiales, Aspergillaceae. Gene Ontology annotation, molecular function: glycosyltransferase activity. The transcript has 6 exons. Bases 1 to 2064 code for a protein of 687 amino acids.